AUGAAUAUUCCACAGCGAAGACAGCCUGACGAUGAAGUUGGUCGAGAGAAGAGAGAUGACUCGUCUCGGUCACGUUGCAAUUGUCAAGUGCAGUCAAAUUGCCCGCCCGGUCCACCGGGGCCACCAGGCCUCAGAGGCGAAGAUGGAAUACCGGGUUACCCGGGUGCGCCAGGUCCCGAUGGAAUUGGUGCUGGAUCGUUCAAGUUCGACUACGGCCAGGGCUGCAUUCAAUGCCCAGCAGGACCACCCGGUCCACGCGGACCGCUUGGGCCUCCGGGACGUCCUGGCAGAGAUGGAGAUCCCGGUCCACCCGGCGUUCCCGGAAGAGGAAGUCGAAUGGGAGAACCUGGACCACCAGGCCCUCGUGGAAAUUGCGGAGAACCGGGAUUAGACGGCCCGCCUGGGAUGCCAGGAAGACCAGGACGCGAUGGAACCCGAUCGACACCUGGUUCACCAGGACGACGUGGUCCUCCUGGAGAGCCGGGCCCAAGAGGAUCUCCUGGCCCACCUGGCGUUGCCGAAGAAGGACCAGAUGGUCUUCCAGGUCCACCUGGUCAACGAGGAAGACCAGGCAUGCCAGGACCAAUGGGCAGACCUGGAUUGGAUAAGGCUGACACAUCAAAGUCAUUGCAGCCUGGCCGACCUGGAGUUCCUGGACUUGAUGCUGAAUAUUGUCCUUGCCCUCCACGUGGUAUCGCCCGAUCUGUUCGCGAGGAAGCUGGCUAUGAAGAGGAUAAGGUGUCAAGUGAUGAACCAAUCGUACAUCCAUCGUCGACUCAGGAGUUUGAGUACCGAAAACGUGUCGGCUUCCCGGAAACGUACGAAACACCGCCGAGAAUUGUAGCAAGGCGACGCUUGCGAUUUGUGUAG
This is a messenger RNA of Cooperia oncophora, 870 nucleotides long. The record is from the annotation of a GenBank genome assembly. Lineage: Eukaryota; Metazoa; Nematoda; Chromadorea; Rhabditida; Trichostrongylidae.